AUGUUGGGGCGCGACCUGUUGGUUUUACUCACCGUAGUAUGCUUUGUUGAAUUUUCAACUGCAGUAACUGAUACAUGUUAUCAGUGUAAUUCUGCUCUCGAACCAGAUUGUGCAUCAAGUGAUUUAACUCUAUUAAAAAAAUUUAUCAAAAAAUGUGAUCCCGAUGCUGAAAUUCCUCAGAAAUCUGGAAGCACUCCGGUCGCUUGUCGCAAAAUCAUUCAGCAGGUAGAUCCAACUCCAGAGCGUAUUAUACGUGAGUGCUCUUACACUUUGGUGCAUGGUAGUCCUCAAGUGAAUGGUAUGCGGAAACAGGGGAACAAAGGGAUCAAGAUGUUUUAUUAUCAGUGUGAAAACGCAGAUAACGUUAGUUGUUGUUUUUUCACCUUACUAUGUUUUCGGAAGCAUCAUUUCUCGAAAUUUAUUAGGUGGAACUGAAG
Enterobius vermicularis (human pinworm) is the source of this 437-nucleotide messenger RNA. Lineage: Eukaryota; Metazoa; Nematoda; Chromadorea; Rhabditida; Oxyuridae. The record is from the annotation of a GenBank genome assembly.